AAACCAUCUGAAGGCUGAGCCUGCAAAUAUCAGUUUGGCGCCGGAGAAACGUCGGAGUUCUGCCGGGAAGAGAGGAUUUUCCGGUCACUCGCAGGGGUUGCAUAAGUAACCUUCGUUGAGUAACAUCGCAGGCAGAACAAGAGAGAAAUGGUGCAGUUUUCUGCUCUUUUCAGUGGCUUGGCAAAAAGUAUUUCAAUCAAGAGUGGGAGGAAUGGUAGAGUUGAUGUUGGAAGGGAAGCUGCAGAUACAUUGACCAAGGAAGCAAAAAAGAAUGAUCUGAUCUUGAGUUGUCCGGGCAUCCUUAAAGGGUCUAAUAAUUUUGCCUCCACCUAUUCCAAGAGAGGGAAGAAGGGAAUUAACCAGGAUUGUUUUACUGUGUGGGAGGAGUUUGGAUGCCAAGAGGACAUGAUCUUUUGUGGAAUAUUUGAUGGGCAUGGCCCUUGGGGGCAUCUUGUAGCAAAAGGAGUCAGGGAAAUGAUGCCAUCAUCUUUGUUGUGCAAUUGGCAAGAAGCUCUUGCUCUAAGUUCAUUUAACCAUGAAGUUGACUUGAAAUUGGAUAGAAGCCUUCACCAAUUUAAUAUAUGGAAGCAAUCUUACUUGAAGACAUGUUCUGCAAUUGAUCAACAGCUGGAGCAGCAUACUGUGAUUGAUUCUUAUCAUAGUGGUACAACAGCUUUGACAAUUGUCAGACAGGGUGAUCUAAUUGUUGUAGCAAAUGUUGGAGAUUCUCGGGCUGUGUUGGCAACCACUUCUGAUGAUGGCAGUUUGGUACCAGUUCAGCUUACUGUUGACCAUAAGCCCAAUUUACCUCAAGAGACUGAGAGAAUAAAACAGUCCGGAGGAAGGGUAUUCUGUCCGCACGAUGAACCAGGGGUGUACAGAGUCUGGAUGCCAAGUGGGGAGAGUGUAGGAGGUCCUGGACUAGCACUAUCCAGAGCCUUUGGUGACCACUACAUAAAGGAAUUUGGUCUUAUUUCUGAGCCUGAAGUCUCCCAGAGAAACAUAACCAGCAGAGACCAAUUUGUGAUCUUGGCAACCGAUGGGGUAUGGGAUGUCAUCUCAAAUCAAGAAGCUAUUGAGAUUGUUUCUUCCACACCAGAAAGAGAAGAAUCAUCUAAAAGACUGGUCGAAUCUGCAGUUUCUGCAUGGAAAUGCAAGAGACGGGGAAUUGCAAUGGAUGAUAUCUCAGCCAUCUGCCUCUUUUUUCACUCAUCUUCAACCUCUCAACAAGAUGACCCUAUUAAGCUCCCAUACUAGCUUGCGAGAGUUUCAGCAACUGCUUGUUGCUGUUGCGUUCCUGAAUUGUUUCUCAGUCAAUCUUUAUCUGUAAAUCCUCUCUGGAAAACAGUUAUGUGACAUACUUUUCUCUUUGUUCUUUAAGAAUAUGAAAUCAAUAUAGUGUAUCAAUUGAAUAGUAAUGUCAACUGUUGACUAG
Molecule: messenger RNA, 1435 nt
Organism: Ilex paraguariensis (yerba mate)
Lineage: Eukaryota; Viridiplantae; Streptophyta; Magnoliopsida; Aquifoliales; Aquifoliaceae
Source: the annotation of a GenBank genome assembly